Durusdinium trenchii is the source of this 1756-nucleotide messenger RNA. The record is from the annotation of a GenBank genome assembly. NCBI's taxonomy places the organism in Eukaryota, Dinophyceae, Suessiales, Symbiodiniaceae.
UUAGAGACAGAUUGGCAACUGAACCAUCAUCCACUGUUACUGGUAAUGGAAUAGACCUUUUUAAAUAUGUUCAAGGGGACUCAGCUGCUAGUUCAAUUGUGGGGCUGAACAAGUUGUUGUGCAAGGGGAUGGUUGGGAAGUCAUUGUUGACUUGGACAUCUCGCGGGGAGAUCUCCCAGUUCAUCCAACCAAAACGCGAUGUGCUCUCGGUCUGCCACAGAUUCGUUUGCAAUGCGUCACGUGCUGCUACAUCGUCUCAAGACAAAAUGAAAUGAUAGAAAUGGCUAACUAGCCAUGUGUCAAGCCUCCUGCAGAGCCGGAGGCCAUGCUUUCUGGCCUCAGUGCCAAGGUUGUGAGCGGGAUUGAUGGGCUGAAGGAGCUCUACGUUUUACCGCUCACCCUUUGGACAGCUUUUGCCAUUUACAUUCCGCUAGGCUUCAUCAAUGUCUCGAGCAUCAAGCUCUACUUGCCGCUGCUUCGAAGUCUGGUGGUUUGCGACACUCCUGUCAGUGAAGAGGUUUAUUCAGGCUCACUCCAUUGUGGGGAUAGAAACUUGGUGAUCUCCAUUUCCCUCCAACAAGAGGCCUGGCUGGUCGGAUUGAAACUCCUAUGUCGCAUGCUCUCGGGUCCCAUUCUUGGUGCGCUUUGCGACUACCAUGGUCGCAAGCCCGUGCUCAUGUUGAGCAUCUCCGGAAUUACUGUGGCCUCCUGGCUGAUGAUGUUGGCGUGCGAUUUAAACAGCAUUCCACCCAUGGUGAUCUUAAGCCUGGCACUUGGGCUUCAGGGCAGCACCACGGCCUUCAACCUUUGCUUCAAGUCGAUGAUCGCCGAUGUACUCGAUGGACCUUCCCGUGCCAAGGGCUUUGUCGUGUUGAACCACUGUGAUGUCUUCAGCCGAGGGAUCAGCUUAUGCUUCGUGAUUUGGAUCCAAAAGAUCCAGUUCAUGCGCUUUGACCUUCUUUGUAUGGCCGCUGGGAUUCUGGGUCUCUUCAUCUUGGCCUUUUGCCACUUUGCCUUAGAGGAGACCUUCAAUGGAUGUGGCAAUGGCGAUUCUACCCCACAGGCCAAGGCCUUGGCUGGCUUUGGUGGCUUGCGGCAUUUUCUGAAAGAGCUGCAGGCGCCAUACCAGCUCUUGUGGAGCUCCAGGUUUUUGCAAAUCCGCUUGGCCCAGAUGCUCUUAGGGCAACUGGGAAAUGGCUGGGAAUCGAUUCAGGAUUCCUUCAUGAUUUCGAGCUUGGGCUGGGGACCAGGGGACUGGGACCUCUUCAACGUCCCCAUCAGCAGCUUCCGAGAAGUCUGGGGAAUGCUGACAAGUGGACUCAUGGUGCAAUGGAUGCUACAACCUGGCAACAGCUACUGGUAUAUCCAGAUGAGCUUGAGUUUUGGAUCAGCUAUGUUGAUCAUCCAGAAUUUUGCACCUUAUAGUGCUCUUUUCUUGUUGGUGCCAAGGUGUUUUUUGGCCUUGUGUCCUGGUGAUGGCGGUGCCGACUCGGCCUUCUUCAGCUCGCAGUUUCCACGCGAGGCGCAAGCAUCCGCGAAUGGCCUUUUGAUUGCCGUCGACAACAUCGUGUCAGGCUUCUCCCGAUGGCUGUACGCACGGUUUUUGUUUGACCCAGCCGCCAGAGGUUGGCAAGCCAUGUUGCCGCUGUCAGCACGGACGGUCUUUACCUUGCUGUCCAACGCUCUAUGCUGGUAUGCAUGGUGGAGAUACGGCCACCCCAAAGCGCCCAAGAUGAGGAAACAAGAGUAAAAAAGG